AAUCAUGCAUACAGUUUAUUGAAGCCCUGAUGACUUCUCUUAAAUCAUGUGUUAAAUACAUAUAAAUAAAUAAUGCACCAUAACUUCCUGGUCUGGCAAAAUUUUGUGGACGUGAUUUCCCUAUUAAGAGUGUAUGAGAAGGUCUACUUUUUCGAGAUGUGCCAAAAGAUGACAAUCUAAGCGUUAUUUUAUUGGCUAAUCAGACGUUAUGAUUUUAGUCAUUUUUCAUUUCCUGUUAUAUGGUAGAUUUUCCGAAGCUUAUGAAAAUUUAGCCCUGCAGAGGCCUACAUAUCAAGAGAAUCCAUGGUCUGAUAAUUACUGGGGAGCUGGUAAGGCAGUGGAUGGACGAUAUACAGACCGCUCAGCACCAGGAGGCCAGUGUACAAUAUCUAAUAAUGCAAAACAGACAGCAACGUGGAGAGUAGAUCUGGAGAGAUUGGUCAGCAUUAGUCACAUCAACAUAUUCUACAGGACUGAUAAUCAACCUCGUCCAAGCGUUUUCGUUCAACGGAUGGCAGGAUUUUUUCUUUACGUUUCUAAUACUACUUCUAAAGAUAACAGUCAUCUCUGUUUCCAUGAGAUUCAAAGAGUAGCCGGCACUCCAUCAGAAGAUCAGAGAAUAAACUGCUCUGUACAUGGACGAUAUGUCAUAUACUACAACGAGAGGCGAACGGAUUUGACGUAUCCUAGUUAUUACUCCCAGUAUGCAUUUAAUGAACUAUGCGAACUUCAAGUUUUUGGAUGCGCUAGCCCGAAGUUUUACGGAGAGAACUGUGCCCAGCCAUGUCCAGACAAAUGUCAAGAGGAACACUGUGAUAUAAACACAGGCCAGUGCCCCGGAUGUAAGCCAGGGUACCAGGGACCUUUCUGUAGUCAAGAAUGCAGCAAAAAAACAUACGGUCUGGAAUGUUCCGUAUCCUGUGGUAACUGUAGCAAUGGAGAAACCUGUCACCAUAUAAACGGAACAUGUCUCAACGGGUGUAGUGAGGGUGUUAAUGGUACGAAAUGUCUGACGGCAUGCCUGCCGGGCUAUUAUGAUAAGAACUGUAGAUAUAGAUGUAGUGAUAACUGCGGCGUACCUAACUCGUGUGACAGAUUUACUGGACAGUGUGUGGGAGGGUGUCAGCCAGGGUGGAAGGGGAUCCGAUGUGACCAAAAAUGUGAUGGUAGAAUGUACGGUGCUAACUGCAAUGAGAACUGUGGAAACUGUCUUGACAAUGAACAAUGUGACCAUAUUAAUGGCACGUGCUUUAACGGAUGUACCUCUGGAUACAUGGGCAACCUCUGUAACGAAACUUGUAGCAUACCAUACUGGGGCGCUAAGUGUCGAGAAAUCUGUAGUACAGGCUGUCUGAACCAAACAUGCCACCACGUGUCGGGAAAAUGCUUGCUUAACGUGGAGUCCCAUAACGAUGAUUCAUCUGAUUCCAUCCAUGCUGGAGUGAUAGGGGGUGUCGUCGCAGCUUUUGCAAUUGUCAUUAUAAUUAUAGUUUCCUUGAUAAUUUUCAGAAGAUUUCGAUCUUUGAAAACCAAACAGCCAGGUGAAAUAAAUAUAGAUAACAAAAAGGUAACAGAUUUUGCCGUUAGGAAUGAUAUUUAUGAAAAUUUGGAGGAAUCUUCGCCCUCCAGAGACCAUAAAGGGCAGCAAAAUAUUGCAAGAUCAGAUCAGCCGUAUGAUGAACUGGAAAUCAAAAACAACGAUAAAGAAGACGACAUGGAUGAUGAUGAGAAAUUACAUGAGGAAAAUCCAUACGGUGAUUUAUAUAUAAACGAGGAAUCAAUUCCAGAUAUCAGUAUCAAUAAAUUAGAAAAGAUUAUCAAAGAAUAUAAAGAGGAAGAAGAUGACGGAUUCAAGAAAGAGUACGCAACGUUGCCAUAUGGUGAACGAAAAGCUUGUGAGGCGGGGAAACUCUCAGAGAAUAUACCUAAAAAUAGAUUCAAAACAACCUUUCCAUAUGAUCAUUCAAGAGUGAAACUGUCCAACAGGAAACCUGACUAUAUUAACGCUAACUUUAUCGACAGUUUAGAAAAAAUGAAUGCAUAUAUUGCUGCACAAGGACCGAAACAAAAUACACUGUCGGAUUUUUGGACCCUGGUAUGGCAGGAAAAUGUCAGACAAAUUGUCAUGCUCACCAAUCUGAAAGAAGACAACAAGGUCAAAUGUAUUCAAUAUUGGCCUGAUUUACACAAAUCGUCUACAUCUGGUGUAUUGUCUUUGAGUUUGGAGGAAGAGAAAAUCUACGCAUUUUAUAUCAUUAGGAAAAUAAAAAUCACACAUAAAGGGUUAAAAGAUAGCCGACUGAUUACACAAUACCACUAUACUGCUUGGCCGGAUCAUGGGACUCCAGAACCGCUCUGUCUUGUAGUAUUCCAUGAUCACGUGACUAGAACCAGGGAAAAGCAAUAUGGCGGUCCAACAUUAGUGCACUGCAGUGCCGGUAUUGGCAGGACUGGUACCUAUAUCGCUAUAGACGCUUUACACCAGGAGGGCCAGAAACAUGGCAGAGUCAACAUCGCAGAAUACGUGAAGACAAUGAGAGAAAACAGGAUGAAUAUGAUCCAAACAUAUGAACAAUACAAAACAGUCUUUUUGGUUCUCAACGAAAUGUUCAAAGCUCCAUCACGUGUGUGUAGCAGAACAGAAUUUGUCAAGAAGGCAGAAUUAUUGACCAGAGAUAAACCAGCGAAUGAGAGCGAACUUAGAAAGGAGUUUCAGAAUCUUUUAAAAGUCCGUCCAUUGUACAGUGAAGCAGACUACAAAAAUGCUUUAAAGCAUGGAAAUAGGAAAUCGUCUGUUCUGCCACUUGACAAGUUCAGUCUUUUCCUGUCUUCAAAUGUUCCAAAACGCGGCAACUAUAUCAAUGCAAUCACACUUCAGUCCUACACUAACCAGAAAGCAUUCAUAGUAACUCACUACCCCACAGAGGAGGACGCUGUUGACUUCCUUCGCCUGCUCACUGACCAUGAAUCAGAUAUCGUGAUUUGUAUGGAUCCUCUGACAGAUAUUGACUCGAGUAAAGUAUGGCUUCCAGACGCUCAUCGUUCUAAGAACAUACCGCCAUUCACCGUACAUUGUCAACAGGAACAACACACCAACAUUAAGUGUACCACAGUCCACAUUGUUAGCAAUGGGAUGAAUGAUGAAGCAUCGUCUGUUGCAAUUGUACAGCCUAUGUAUGGAUUGAAGCCAUCGGAUCAUUCAACAAGCGUAUCACAGCUCCUUGGUUUAGUGUCUUUUAUUUCAAACAAUGAACCGGAGGGCCCCGUAACUAUUGUUAGCAGGAACGGUGCGGAUCUAUGUGGAGUGUUCUGUGCUGUCUACAAUAUAAUACAACAGUUACAAAUGGACGGGGAGGUGGAUAUUUUCACAACGGUCAGACAACUACAAAUAAGACGACCGGAACUAUGUUCUUCAAUGGAGGAGUAUGGAUUGAUAUACAACUGUGUGUUGAAUAAUAUCCGGGCUCUAGAUGACUCUUCCGCUGAAAAUAUCUACUAUAACCAAUAAAAAAAACAUCUAAUGAAUACAGAGGUGCACCUGUAAAAUACGAACAUAAAUAUAAAACAAAACAAAAGUAGAGACAAAAAAUGUUUUAAAUGUCAUAUUAAUGUCAAAAAUGUGUCCUAAAUUUGACAAUCAAAGAAUCGUUCCCCUAUUAUUCAAUAAAAUUACAAGGAUAUUUGGUUUAAAA
This is a messenger RNA of Saccostrea cuccullata (small rock oyster), 3692 nucleotides long. Its product is annotated as receptor-type tyrosine-protein phosphatase alpha-like. The transcript is spliced from 27 exons. Gene Ontology annotation, biological process: protein dephosphorylation. The record is from RefSeq and is a predicted model, not a curated record. Gene Ontology annotation, molecular function: protein tyrosine phosphatase activity. Bases 209 to 3508 code for a protein of 1099 amino acids. Lineage: Eukaryota; Metazoa; Mollusca; Bivalvia; Ostreida; Ostreidae.